GUUAGGGUUGGUGGAACCAUCGCCAGGUUUUGUCAAACAACACGAUCUCUUAUUACUUGCGUGUUAGCCCACCCAAAAGACAAUACAGUAACAAUCCGCCUGUUUCAUCCAUCGCCAACUACUGUAACCCCGUACAAGAAAACCUCACUUGGUACCUUUAGCGAGCUAGAAGAAAGUGUCCUUGACCUAGUCUAGUGCAACUACCUUAAGCCUGCAGCACCCUCCCCUAAGACAAAGCCAAAAAUGUCCAGCAAAUUUGACUUUGACUCUCUGGAUCUG
Pocillopora meandrina is the source of this 279-nucleotide messenger RNA. The record is from the annotation of a GenBank genome assembly. NCBI's taxonomy places the organism in Eukaryota, Metazoa, Cnidaria, Anthozoa, Scleractinia, Pocilloporidae.